AUGAAUUACUCGAACCCGAAGAUCCAUAUCCGUAUCGCCUCUGUGGAAUUAUACACUGUCCGUGCGACCGAAGGAUCGAUUUGGGUGCCACCAAAUCGGCAUCGGAGGCGAAGUCGGGUCGACCAGCUCAGGGGCUCUCAGCGCAACUCUCCCAUCUCGUCUGGAGAGCCCCUGAUUAGCCCUUCUGACGGAGCUGUGGGCCUUCCAAGCAAACUCCGAGGACGCACUCCGUAG
This is a messenger RNA of Penicillium chermesinum, 234 nucleotides long. RefSeq lists its product as uncharacterized. Bases 1 to 234 code for a protein of 77 amino acids. Lineage: Eukaryota; Fungi; Ascomycota; Eurotiomycetes; Eurotiales; Aspergillaceae. The record is from RefSeq and is a predicted model, not a curated record. The transcript has a single exon.